GAAAACACUCAGCGCCCGGAAAGGCUCCAGUCCUGGUGCCGGGGUGUGAGGGUCCGAGAGUGUGGAGGACUGGCGGGGGCUCUAGUAACUUAUCCACGGGACAAUAACCAUGAAGGUGAAGAGCACCAUUCUUCCUUAAGGUGGCAAGAAAUUUAUGGACUUGUACAUGAUGAACUGCGAGUUAUUAGCAACGUGUAGUGCCUUGGGGUACCAGGAGGGGGAUACCUACCACAAAGAACCUGAUUGCCUUGAAAGCGUGAAAGACUUAAUCCGUUACCUUCGUCAUGAGGAUGAAACCAGAGAUAUCCGACAACAGCUGGGUGCUGCCCAAAUCCUGCAGAAUGAUCUUAUACCUCUAGUCAUUCAGCACCACAAUGACAAGCAACUCUUUGAUGCUGUUAUUAGGUUAACGGUGAACUUAACCCAACCAGCACUUCUGUGUUUUGGGAAAGUUCCACAAGACCCUACUUUUCGCCAUCAUUUCCUGCAGGUUGUGUCCUACCUACAGACUUAUAAAGAGGCCUUUGCAAAUGAAAGACUGUUUGUAGUCUUGAGUGAAAAGCUCUAUGAUUUGCUGCAGAUGGACUGGGAGCAACGUGAAGAGGAUCAUAACUUGCUCAUUGAAAGGAUCCUUUUAUUAGUACGAAAUAUACUUCAUGUACCUGCAGAUCCAGAUGAGGAAAAGAAUGUGGAUGAUGAUGCUAGCAUUCAUGACAGAGUAUUGUGGGCAGUCCACAUGAGUGGUAUGGAUGACCUUGUAAAGUUCUUGGCUAGUUCAGAGACGGAGCAGCAAUGGAGCAUGCAUGUUUUAGAAACAGUGUCUCUCAUGUUCCGAGAUCAGAAUGCCGAGCAGUUGGCUGCAACUGGUCAGGGACGAUUUUCGGCUGAAAGAGUAACAGACCUUAAAGACUUAGAGAUUCUUCGGCAAAAAGAAAUGGCAGAAAAAAAGAGCAGAGUAUUUCAGCGUGGUACCAGGCAUUCUCGGUUUGGUGGCUCGUAUGUAAUUGAGGGUUUAAAAUCGAUUGGAGAUAAUGAUGUCAUCUACCACCAGGGGCUUCAUAAUUUUCAGAAUUACACCCAUGACCUUGGAAAGAACUUAAGGAGAGUCUCAAAGAGGAAGCAACAAGCCAAAGAUACAGAGACACGCCGUCGUUCAGCUUUAAAUGUCCGUCUCUUCCUGAAGGAGUUCUGCAUAGACUUCUUGGAGAACUGUUAUAAUCGACUCAUGUACAUUGUGAAGGAUCACUUGAUUCGUGAGAAGGCACAGCAGCAUGAUGAAACGUACUACCUUUGGUCAAUGGCUUUUUUCAUGGCCUUCAAUCGUGUGCAUCAGUUUCGACCAGAGCUUGUGUCUGAAACAGCUAGCAUAAGGACUUUCCAUUUUAUAGAGCAAAACCUCACCAAUUACUAUGAGAUGAUGCUAAUGGACAAGAAAGAGGCUACAUCUUGGGCUCGCAGAAUGCAUCUUGCAUUAAAAGCCUAUCAAGAACUUCUGAUGACUAUUAAUGAAAUGGAUCAUUCAAAAGACCCAUCUGUGCGAGAAAGUAGCAAAGUCAUUAAAAAUAACAUAUUUUACAUGAUGGAGUAUCGGGAACUGUUUCUGGCACUCUUUCGUAAGUUUGAUGAGACCAAACAACCACUGUCAUUCUUAAAAGAUCUGGUGGAAACUGCACAUUUGUUUCUCAGAAUGCUAGAAAAGUUUUGUAAAGGAAAGAGCACGGUUAUGGUGCAGAACCGCAAGGUGAGAAGAAAGAAGAAGAAGAAACAAAGUCGACGCGAGGAACAACCUAGGAGUUCUGAAGAGUUGGAGGGAACCUGGCAAACUCUUUCAGAAAAGCUAAAGAGCUGUGCAAUGGUAAUGUCUGCCAUAGUUGAGAGUCUGCCAGAUGAAAUUGUGCCUUUUGAUGCUGCCUCUGAGAUACCAGAUGAGGAGCAAAGAACUGAAGCCCUGGUGCGAAUACAGAACGGUCUUCUAAGUGGUCAAGCUGGAGAGUGCUUGUUUUGGCUUCGUUCUGCAAGAGAAGUAUGGCCAGAGGGGGAUGUGUUUGGCUCUCCAGAGUCUAGCCCUGAUGAAGAGGUUGCGCUCCUUAAGCAAAUUCUUUUUGCUGAUCUUCCCAGAUCUACUCAAGUAGAAGCAGAUCUGAACGAAGAUGAAGAGGAUGAGGAAGAAGUAGAAGAAGAGGAGCUUACUUCUGUACAAGUGUCUGAAAGGGAAUUUAACUUCUUAGACUACAUGAAACGGUUUGCUAACGCCAAUGUGGUGAAGACCUAUGUUGCUCUUCUAAAGAACUAUCAGCAUAAUGGCGCACACACUAAUCACUGUGCGGUGAAAAUGUUACACCGAAUUGCGUAUGAUCUGAAAAUGGAGGCAUUUCUUUUUCAACUUUCAGUAUUUUGCAUUUUCAAUCGUAUUCUCAGUGAUCCAGCUGCUAGUGCCUACAAGGAGCUGGUAGCUUUUUCCAAGUACAUUAUUAAUAAGUUCUUUGCACUUGCUGCUACAAACAACAAAGCCUAUGUGGAGCUGCUAUUCUGGAAAAAUACCAACAUUAUAAGAGAAAUAACUGAGGGCUACCAAAAACGUGGUGAGGAAGAGAGUGAUGUAGGUCGUAAACGUAUAAAAUGGACACCACAGGAGGAAGAAGAGCUACAAAGCCUGUACUUGCAAUAUAAAGAGGUUGAAGGUGUUGAUGUGGUAGAUAAUAUUUUGGCCAAUCUAAAGCCUGGAACUCGGACUCGGAAGCAAAUUAUUAACCAUCUUGUGCAGAUGGGUCUUGCUGAUAGUGUCAAGGAUUUUAAAAAAGAGAUUAAAGGAACUCGAAUUGUGCUCUGGACUGAAGACCAAGAGAUGGAACUACAGCGGCUUUUUGAAGAGUUUCAAGAGACUGAUGAUAUAUUAGGAAAUAUAAUGAAACAUGUCACAGCUAAGCGCUCCAAAGCUAGAAUCGUAGAAAAACUAAUAAGCAUGGGAUUAGUGUCUGACCGGAAAGAGCUUUAUAAGAAGAGGAGGAGAAAAGGAAAAUCUUCAGGCAUAUCUGAAGAGGAUUUCCUGAAUGAUCUUGGUGUUGAUGGAAGAGAUGUAGAUAUUGAAGAUGAUGAAGAGGAAGAAGAUUAUGAAAGUGAAGAGGAUGAGGAGGAGCACACCAAGUUGGAACAUAUACCAAAAGAGAAAACGGGCAGGAUUAGUGCAUUGUUUGUGGAUAAGAAGAUACAAACCAUUUUAAGGAGUUUACAUGAAGAAGGUUUGGCCCCUCCUGUUGUGUGGCUUCAGAACUGUUUAAAUCGGACUGCUGAUGACCGAGAAGAGGACGGCUCAUCUCAGUCAGUUCCUCUUGUACCUUUAACUGAAGACAAUGAGGAUGCCAUGGAAAGCAAAACGUUCCAAAAACUUUUAAAAAUUGUGGGAAUCCGUCCUCCAGCAAACGAACAGGAAUCAUUUUGGCGCAUUCCAGCAAAACUAAACCCAGAGCUGCUGCGUAAAUUGGCCUCUUCUCUUGUUCUCUCAUCUGUGGAGGAGGCUAUUGAGACACCCCCAGAGCCUGAUGACCAGGGCCCGCAUUUAGAGCAGAGAGCUGAAGCCUUGCGUGCACUUUUACUUGCUCGUAAAAAGAAGGCUCCAACAACAGAAUCUGAUGAGACACAACCACAGCAGGAUGAUUUGUCUACAUUGCCUGAAAUGCCAAGUACAAGGAGAACAAAGCUUUCAAAAAGGAGCCGAUUGGUUGACAGUGAUGAUGAGGCUGAUGAGCAAGAGAGAAAGGAAGAUGUUCUAGAAACUGAGGAGCAGAAUCCUGAUAUUUCUUCAGACAUUAGUAGUGAAAGACCAAAAGUAGCCACGAAAAGAAGUCGAUUCACAGACAGUGAUGAUGAUGAGCCACAAAGGAGUGACCAAGACAAACAACCAAAGCCAUCUGGGGACGAUACUGAUUCAGAAAAUGAAGAUUUUCAGCCAACUAAGAAAAAACGUCUUCGCAUUGAGGAUGAGGAUGAAGAUGAAGACUAGUUUCUGCUGCUAUUAGAGCAAUAGUGAUGACCAAUGUGUGCUAUCUAGAUGUCCCAGCCUCCUGUCUUACAUUAUGUAUAUGUUUUACCCUGACGUGUAACGGGAGCCGAUGCAUUUGAACUGCUUAGAAGAAAACACCAGUUGGGUGUGUUUUACGAAAAAAAUUAUGGUUCGGUUUUAAAAUAUUUUUCCCAUAUGUCUGGAAUAUUAAUACCAUUGAAGUAAUUGUUUUACUAUUGCCAAACAAGAAUGUUCUUCUGUGUUUUUAUAGUUACGUUUUCUGAACUGGAUUAAAUGUUUAGUGGAUAUGACAAUAAAAUUCUGUAUGUCAUUG
Messenger RNA from Bufo bufo (common toad), 4334 nucleotides. It is a transcript of the gene TIMELESS, whose product is annotated as timeless circadian regulator. Bases 155 to 4000 code for a protein of 1281 amino acids. The transcript is spliced from 32 exons. Gene Ontology annotation, cellular component: replication fork protection complex. Gene Ontology annotation, biological process: DNA repair; replication fork arrest; DNA replication checkpoint signaling. The record is from RefSeq and is a predicted model, not a curated record. NCBI's taxonomy places the organism in Eukaryota, Metazoa, Chordata, Amphibia, Anura, Bufonidae. Gene Ontology annotation, molecular function: DNA binding.